This is a messenger RNA of Stereum hirsutum FP-91666 SS1, 1988 nucleotides long. RefSeq lists its product as uncharacterized. Lineage: Eukaryota; Fungi; Basidiomycota; Agaricomycetes; Russulales; Stereaceae. The transcript is spliced from 2 exons. The coding region runs from base 1 to 1851 and encodes 616 amino acids. The record is from RefSeq and is a predicted model, not a curated record.
AUGGCGUCCGAUCUAUCCCGGGCGAAUUUUUGGCAGAAUUUACGAAGUUCAAGAAUCCCUGAGACCAUUGAAAACGCAGGUGGUGAUGUCGGAAUGACCCUUCAAGCCUGCGAUGACGAGAUCGCCCGUGCUUGCGCGUACAUCCAAGAGAUCAGCGCACGGCGAAACAAAUUCGUUCCCAUCCUUCGACUGCCCUCUGAGAUACUCGCGUCCAUAUUCCGUCAUCUCCUCCCCGUGCUUGACGUUCCCUGUUGGAGCAACGCGGGAAGACGGGAUCUCAACGAGAUCGAGGAUAGGACAAAGGACCUCAUAGUUGUGAGCCAUACCUGCAAAUUGUGGCGCCAAACUGCAUUGGAGUUUUCGGUCCUAUGGACCACUAUAUGGAUCAGUAACACUCACUGGAUGAAGGAAAUGCUUGAUCGCUCCAAGGAUGCUCCCCUCACAAUCGUAGAGUUGCAUCCGGUGGGAUGGCGAAGCCCCCCGCCAUUCCCUCAAUGGACGCCCCCGUAUGUUGAGGGCCGGCAGCACAACAUAGAAUAUAUCGUUCCAAAGUUGUUCGAGUCCAAGCAGGUCAAAGUAUUGUCCUUAUCUGUGCCCCUCGACAAAUCGACAGAGCUCUGGAGAGAAGUGUUGAAGCGACCCGCCCCUCAAUUGGAAACGCUAGAGUUAUAUGGAAUGUUAUCCCCCGACCCCAGCCCAUUUUCCAUACCGGAGGACUUCCUUGGAGGAUACGCUCCAGCUUUGAGGGGCCUGGCCCUAGACGGCUACUUCUCACAUGAGAUUCUCUGGCGUGCCCCUAUGCUCCACGGACUCGUCACUUUAAAGUUGAUAGUGCAAUUUACGAGUGACCCUGGCUCUAAUUGUGUAGUGCUGCUGCAGGAUACUCUUGAUGCACUACGAAAUAUGCAGCAGCUAGAGACCCUCUUCAUCACGUUCCCCUCAUCUGCGUCCCGAUCGACGUAUCCUACCUAUUUUGUUACCAGUCCCGGACAGGUCAACUCUCCUGUCGACCUUCCCCGCCUCUCAUCCCUCACGCUGGCCGGUAAUCUCGCUGAUAUCACUGAACUCACGACACGCAUCGUGGUCGACCCGAGCGCUAUUUUGGAUUUCGAUAUCAUUCUUGGACAAGACGAGCUCAACGAUUCUCUAUCGGAAAGACUGUCAGGGAUCUUUUGUACUCCCGCUAUCACCCCCAUCGAGUGUUUGGAGCUUGUAUUCUUCUGCAACACCGAUGACAACCUCAUACUGAAGUGUUGGAACCAAUCCAUACCCACGCACUUCGAAGAAAUACCCAAACCCGACCCGCAGAUAACUUUACACAUCUCUAUAUUGUCAACAGUGACCACACCGGUUCCGUAUCCGGAUUGGUCGGAUGCUGCCCGAAUGCGUGAGCACGCCCAGGGGCUCAUUCGUGUUCUGAGCCUGCUCUCGUCUCUUCUCCCCCUCGACCACCUUCACGAUCUGCGAUGGGGAAGUCGUUGGCGAGAUCUUAUCAUGGCAACAAUCCCUUUCGAGGAACGUACGUGUGUUCAGGCCUUGGACAUCUUCAGCACAGUCCAGAGACUGGUAUUAGAGGACGUACGUGGAUAUCGCGAGAUAUUGGCUGCCACAGCUUCCAAUAUCUCGGCACUUCCGCGUUUGAACAGCAUACACUUUGACCCGACUGUUAUGGCGAGGCAACAUUGGCAUCACAGUCAAAGUCUCACAGCGGAAGAAGCUCAUGAGCUCGCAGAACUACUUCGUCGCGUUGUAGAAAAGCGAGACCUCCGCACUCUCGAAUUUUGUGGUGCCGCCAUGGAUAAAGAUUACCUCUCUGUAUUCGAAAACAGUAUACCACGGGUUUUCCCCUAGUAUGCAGUAAAUUACACCACUGCUGCAGCCCAUCAUGUUCUCUUUCAGUAUUCGUCUCAAAGACUUUAUUCAAUAAUCUACUUUCAGUACUUGUAGCACUCCGGUAGCACAGGGUAGGACACGUUAUGGAAAAUGGG